Molecule: messenger RNA, 2240 nt
Organism: Dermacentor silvarum
Lineage: Eukaryota; Metazoa; Arthropoda; Arachnida; Ixodida; Ixodidae
Product: acetylcholinesterase
Exons: 8
Coding region: 32-2035 (667 amino acids)
Biological process (GO): acetylcholine catabolic process; choline metabolic process
Cellular component (GO): plasma membrane
Molecular function (GO): acetylcholinesterase activity
Source: RefSeq, a predicted model, not a curated record
AGCGAGGAGGUCACCUCUACGGACGGAGCACAUGCGAACGACAACGCUGCUGCUGUCCGCAGCCACCUCACCAUUCACGGUGGACAGCGCAGUUUCCGUCGGGAGGAGGCCCUACGAAGACGCCGCGAGCGAACCUAAGGAAGAACCCAGGGUGGACGAGCCCAAGCUGCAGCCCACAGUUGAGUCCGGCAUCGAUCCCAGAGCCAAGCCGAAGGUCGAGCCCCUUGUGCAACCCAGCUUCGAGCGCAGUAGGGGGCUCGCGUCGCCGCUUCCGCAGCGGUCGCCACCUGGACGCCGGGAUCAGCAACCUCUCAACAUGCGGGACCGGAGGGACAGGCCCAAAGCCAAAGGACAGGCGUCUCUCUGCAACAGACUCUUCGCGUCUGGUCUGGCCCUCGUGUUGGUGCUCACCAUAGCAGUUUUGAGUAUGGCUCUGAUGGAACACUGGUGGUACCGUGACCGACCAAUGGUCAAGGGCUUGUUCGGCGCCGUGCGUGGGGAGAAGAUUGUGGUCAGUGACCAGGGACGCCUGCGGACCGUGCACGCUUUCCUGGGCGUCCCGUUCGCCAAGGUGCCCCGAGGACCUCUGCGCUUCAAGCCGCCGCAACCGUUGGACUCGCCACUGGGGAGGGACGAGAGCGGCCAUGCUUUGGACAGCCUAACCAAGCGGCCGCCCUGUCCGCAGCAAGACUUCUACCUCGGUCAGCAGUUGGUCAACACAGCCAACGGUAGCGAGGACUGCCUGCACGUCAACAUCUGGGUGCCAGCUCGAAAUUGCUCGCCCGAUGCGGAGCCCGGCUCGUGCCAAGGGAAGACCGUACUCUUCUUUCUCUACGGGGCAUCCUUCCAGAACGGCGGGAACAGCUUCGAGCUCUACGACGGCCGGUACCUGUCCGCCCUGGGCGACCUGGUGGUGGUCGUGCCGAACUACCGGGUCGGCGCGCUGGGCUUCAUCAGCGGCCCGUCGGCCAACACGUUGCCGGGCAACGUCGGCCUGCACGACCAGCGACUGGCACUCUCGUGGACGCUGGCCAACAUCGAGCUCUUCGGCGGCAACGCGUCCCGCGUGGUGCUGGCCGGUCACGACGCCGGGGCGACAUCCCUGGGCUACCACCUGUUCAGCGGGGACUCCGGCUUCUGGACGCGCAGCGUGGCACGAUUCAUCCUGCAGAGCGGGGGACCCUUCCACAGGUACGAAGGUGAUGGCGUCAAAGGCACCAUCCGCCUGGCGACCAGCCUCCAGUGCCUCGCGGACUUGGUGACCGAGGCGUCGCUGCGGUGCCUGCAGAACGCGUCCGUGGAUGCGGUGGCCCGUAGCAAGAUGUCGCCCAGCUUCGUGCCCGUGUUCAAGAGGGCGCCACUGUCCAAGCCGCACAUACGGCGAGCCCUGAAGACGCCAGCCUCAGAAGCGUCGGGGCCCCAGGGCAAGCAGUUCCUGCUGGGCAGAGUGCAGAACGAGGGCUCCUACCCGUGGUUCGUGCAGCAGCAACGUACCGGCUCCGGCGAUCCCCAGCAGCUCGCCGCACUGCUGAUCGGACUGGAUAACCUUGACCGCUGGCAGAACGCCACGGGCAUCGUACUCGAUCCGACCGUCGCUGACGAGUCGUACCAGGAGGCCGUAGGGGACGUCCUGGAGUCGUGUCCAAUGUCCCAGCUGGCCGAGCAGCUGCACGCAUGGAAAAAUCGCGUGUACGCCUACGUGCUGGGUUACCGGCCCGCGUACUCUAGCUGGACGGACGAGACCGAGGCCGUCCACUUCGAGGACAUGGAGCUGGUGUUCGGCGUGCCGCUCAGGCCGGGCACGCCGUCCAGCGAGCAGGACAAGCAGUGGUCCAGAACCAUGAUUCGCGUGUGGUCCACGUUCGCACGCACGGGGAAGCCACCCACUCUGAAGACCUCCAAGUGGCCAGCGUACGACUCGCUCCGGCUCACCACCAUGAAGCUGGGACCGAAGGGAGUGACCGCGCAGCGAGACCCCAAGUGGCAGCGCUGUCGGGCACUGUGCGAGUCUGGCGCUGUGCCGUCGUCGCCUUGAGGGACGACCACACGGCCGUCACGCCCUGAUCAGCCAGUAGCAGUAUCGACGAAGCAGCUGGGGCCCACGCUUUCAUUUCUUUAUUAAUUUUUUUUUACAGUUCCAAUCUCAAGUGCGCGGACUCCGCGAACUUGCGGCAUCCUCUCGGCUGCAGCUUAUACCUUAUUUUGGGCAACUGUGACGCGAUUCAGGGGCGCAUAGUGCC